AUGGCAACGCUUUCGGCACCGGUUCCGACGACACUUCCUGCCGCCUGUUCGACAUCCGUGCCGACCGUGAACUUAACACUUACCAGCGACCAAGUUCUUUGCGGUAUCACCUCCGUCGCAUUCUCAGUCUCUGGUCGCUUAUUGUUUGCCGGAUACGACGACUUCGAGUGCAAGGUAUGGGAUGUUCUGCGUGGAGAUAAGAUUGGUUCUUUGAGUGGCCACGACAACCGUGUGAGCUGCCUGGGUGUCAGCAACGACGGCAUCAGUCUGUGCACUGGAUCCUGGGACUCUCUCCUCAAGGUCUGGGCCUGGUAA
This is a messenger RNA of Penicillium olsonii, 315 nucleotides long. The record is from the annotation of a GenBank genome assembly. NCBI's taxonomy places the organism in Eukaryota, Fungi, Ascomycota, Eurotiomycetes, Eurotiales, Aspergillaceae.